Messenger RNA from Diatraea saccharalis (sugarcane borer), 1892 nucleotides. Lineage: Eukaryota; Metazoa; Arthropoda; Insecta; Lepidoptera; Crambidae. The record is from the annotation of a GenBank genome assembly.
GACCUCAGAGACGGCGACACCUGAAUACCAGCGAUCCGCUUGACUACUUCCGUAGUUAUAAUGAUUAAUAUCCAACAGAUCCAGAUUACACAGCGAUGGUUGAUGACCUGGACAGCAGAGAGAGGCUGAGUGAUAUAGAAGAUGUGAAGCCACGAACUAGACAAGCCAAGAAGAGUAUAAAACGUAACUUGCUGAGUAAAGUGCAUAGACUGAGCAAGAAACUAGAACAAAUGCUGGACAAACCAGAUGAAUCAACACCACCGAAGAGAGAAAAAGAGAAAGCAGCACCCAGAGCGAGAAAGAAAUGUACAUCUGAUCGGGACCAUUUGAUUUACAGCAAUGCUGUCACGAUAGUACAGAACUCAUACGUCUGUCCGUUUCAAAACAGAAUAAGCAACUACUACUGUUAUUAUUGCAAAGAUCAGUUUGUUAACCCAAACGAAUUGAGAGAUCAUACACUAUCCCACGACCCUAAAGACUUCGAGAGCAUGAUGGAGAACAAGAAAAUACCCAAAAUUGAUAUAACGAGGAUAGAUUGUAGAUUGUGCAACACCAAAAUCGAGGAUAUAGAUUCGUUUAAGAGUCACAUCACUAAUAUACAUGGGAAAUUAAUGCAUCCAGUGGACAAUGAAUUUUUAAAGUUCCGUUUGACUUUAAAUAAUCUUACCUGUACAGAAUGUGAUAGUGUUUUUCCAUACUUUGAUAUGUUGAAGAAACAUAUGAUAGAACACUUCGGUACGUUUAUAUGUGAUCAGUGUGGUGCAUGUUUUCUAGAACAGAAUUCCUUAAGGACUCAUAUAAAGUCUCAUAGUAAAGUAGAAACCAAUUUUCCAUGUGAAGUGUGCGGUAAAAAUUUGAAAUCCAAAUAUAGCCGCUAUUUACACGUGGCUACGGUACACGAGAAGAAGCCAACGGUUAACUGUUAUAAGUGUGAAGCUAGCUUCUUGUCGUACGCGUUGAGGAAUAGACAUUUGAUCGAAGUGCACGGUGAUAAAAGGACUUUUCCGUGUAAGCUGUGUGACAAGGUUUAUAAUCGGAGGAAAACUUUAAUGGAGCACAAUAGGAGGAAUCAUCUGAAGGUCUACAGGCACCAAUGCGAUUUGUGCGAUCAAAGGUUCUAUCUACCGUCUCGACUAAAGGAGCACAUGGCGACGCACACCGGCGAGAGGAACUAUCGCUGUGAACUGUGCGAUAAAACGUAUCCGCGGCUGCAAUCGUUGCAGGAACAUCUACGGGCCCACACUAACGAUAGAAGGUACAAAUGUGAUCUUUGCGAUUCUGCUUUCACACAAAAUGGCAGUUUGAAAAAUCAUAUGAAGACUCAUCAUCAAGGCUACGAUAUGGACACUAAUUUUAGCUAAAUAAUAUAAAAAGACAGGGUUACGUGUAAAUGACACUUUCACUUUAGUGAUGUCACCGAAAAUAAUCAUCAUAUAGAGGGUGUAACAUUUAUGGGAAGUCUGAAACUAUAAUAUGUACUGAUUAUCUAAAUUUACAAUCUAUCGCAAUUCCUUUCAAUUUGACGCUUGAAAGAUAUUCACGAACUUCACAUUACAACUAUUUGACAAAAAUUAAUGAGAGAUAUCGUUAAUUUAAAAUUAAUUGGAAUUGUCUAAAGUAAGCGUCAGACGCAAAUAUUUCUCUAAGUUUAAGUUACAAAGUUUUUAUUGUUUCUUGUUCUCAAAUAAUCAUUCGUUCCGAAAGCUAUUGCGACUUUGAACGUUGAAUAAUUCCAUAAAACGUUAUCUCAACCGCUUUACUAUUUAAUGGGAUUGCGGUUGAUUUUGAAAUUAGACAUUUACCAAAGUGACCACUGUUUUAGUAACAGUGCCAUCGAUUUUAGUGACGUGAAAAAAAAGCAUUCAUAGAUUUAAAAAAUAGUCUCAGGCAUC